Messenger RNA from Ostrea edulis (European flat oyster), 3119 nucleotides. RefSeq lists its product as uncharacterized. The coding region runs from base 5 to 1741 and encodes 578 amino acids. Lineage: Eukaryota; Metazoa; Mollusca; Bivalvia; Ostreida; Ostreidae. The record is from RefSeq and is a predicted model, not a curated record. The transcript is spliced from 9 exons.
CGCCAUGGCAGGAUCGAAGGACGCAGAAGGGUUCGAAGAAUUCGAUGUUAAUAAAUUGUGCGAUUGGUUAAGAUCAAAAAAAGCAUCUGAAGACAUCAUAAUUGUUGUUGCAGACAAUGAAAUUGAUGGAAGGACAUUUCUGGAUCUAAAUGGUGAAGAUUUGAAAGACCUUUCCAAUUCUUUUAAAGUAAGGAAGGAAAUCAGAAGGAUUUUGGAACAAUUGAAUGAAGAUGAGUCCGAUGCAUGUAAUACACCUCCACCAUUUAGAAAAAGAAAGAGAUCUCCUUCACCUUCACCAAAUGAUCUGCCAGUGUUACAUAGACCAGUGAAAAAACCAGCUUCAUUCAACACAAAACAACUUCUUGAUGCAUCAGAGUGUUUUGUCCCAAAGUCUGAAAUCCUUGAAAAUUCCAGCCAGUAUUCUCAACAAAGCAUAGAAACUGAAAGAAGACGAGUUGUACGGUUGGCCAUGGACAAUUUGAUUGGCCAGAAUGGUGGACGCCCAUCUGAGAGUGAAGUUCAAAAUCUUGCACGGAUGAUGGCAAGUCAAUAUCCGUGCUUAAGGGACCGGCCAUUAGAAAGUCUGAGAGAUAAUUUUAAUUCUCUAGUAGGGUUUUUGAGACGGAGAAUGUACAACGUUACACCUCCAGUCUCCACAAAAGGGAGGAAAAAAGGAUAUGCAAAAUCAAAGGAAAAAGACAAUGAGGAUCAUAAUGAUAACAUCAAAUCAACUGUUGACCAGGAGAACCCAGCAGAAAGGAGAGAACCUGCUGAAAAAUCUGAAGAGGCAGUUAAGGAGAAAGAAGUAACUGUUGCUAGAGAGAAAACUAAAGAAAAAACUGAUACAAGAGAGACUGAGAAAAUCGUUGAAAAGAAAUAUCAAGAGAACUCUGAGGAGAAGAAUAUGGUGCAGGGAGAGUGCAUCAGCAAAGAGCAGGAAAAAACUGAAAAUGAUGACCAAAAUACCCCAGCUGACAAGGCUACAGAGUCUUUAGUUGCCGCACUUAAAAAAAGCACACGCCCAUGUACAAGUGAGCAGCUUAUAAGACUCACAGUUGCAGAAAGGUUGAAAGAAGUUGAGAAAAUCCCUACUAAGGAACGCUUAAAGUAUACACUGAAUACUUACAAAGUUUUCAAUCAUCCUGAAAGUGUUAUUUUCAACAUGUACAUGCAAGUGCCUGUAGAACUACAUGAAAUGAAGCAGAAACUAGAGCACCUUAUGACAACAUCACUCGACAUGUUGUUUGAAAAAAACAUCCUUAAGAUCCCUCGAUCAGCAAUUAAAACAACAGAUCAGAAGUAUUUUGUUGCAUUGUUUCAUUUGCCAAAUCUUUGUGGUAACAAGUCGGCUGGGAAGUUAAAACCAGGACAUCAUUUGGUUCAUGUCGUCAAAAGCUCUGAAAUGUGGAGUGAAGUUGCACAAAAUCACAAAGGCACCUCAGGGCCAUGGAUCCUACACAAUACCAUAGGAUCAAACACCUCCACCACUUUGAUGGAGAGAGAGGAUGCAAUAUUUAAAUGUAAAGAUGCAGAGGAGGCUAUUUUGGCUCUGCUCGGGUUGUACUAUCUAGGAUCAUUGCCAUACCCACCACAGAUAACAGGGCCAUUGUUACUUUUACAACACCUUGUUCUGGAAGACAAAGUCCACUCUGGUGAUUUGCCAACACUACAGAAGGCAAGAAAGGAAUUCACUGCGUACAAGGAGAGGAGUGAAAGUCACUCCCUGGACAGUUUUUUCUAAGUACAGGUUAAAUCCAUACUAGUGUAAUUUUUGUCCCUUUGUCAAAAUUGGUAGAUAUGAAUUUGUAUUCUUUAAAUGUUUGAAAUCCUUAAACUUUUGUUUUUUCUCUAUGUAAGGAAGGCUGGGUGGUCAUGGUCAUUUCAGACUAUUUAAACUUCCCAGAAAAGAAGAGCUUUAUAAAAGUAAGGAAAUUCAAUGAAAAAUCAAAGCAUUAAAUAUAGUGUAUAUGCUUUAUCUUUAGUAAUAAUAGUUAAAUGCUAUCAAUUAAAUUAUCUUUCUUUUUUAAAUUAGUUCUGUUGGAUAAUUUGUUGACCCCCAAUCUUCUUUGAGGACUAGUGGAAACUACUCUACUAGCUGCAGUGUUCAAUUUUUUGUAAAGAACUUUUUUGUACCAGAUCAUUCUUCUUCUCUGACUUGCUAUAGUUAUUACAUUUCAAGUGAUAUAAAUAUAUAUAUAUAUAUAUAUAUAUAUAUAUAUAUAUAUAUUCAACUUCUAUGCAUUGACUGAGUAACUUUACAACCAGGUAUAUGUGACAAUUGUGUUAUUUACAAUUUAAUUGUUUUAUUUUUUUAAAGCAUUCUAGUUUUUAUUUUUAAGUGCUACCUCAUUUUCUAGUCAUUUUUAGUAUGUUAUUGUGUCGCCUGCGUUACGCAGUGGCGACAUAUAGGGAUCACUAUCCGUCGUCUGGCGGCGGCGGCGUCGUCACAAAAAAUUUCUGUCACAGUUUUCUCAAGAACCACAUGGGGCAACUCCCUGAUAUUUGGCACAGAGCAUCACUGUGGCCAACUGUAUUGUGUAAGACAUUUUCGAAUCUGUCGCUUAUCAACUUCCUGUUUAGUGACAAAAACCAUUUCAAUAAUUUACUUUUUCAACAUUAUACGUGAUAUAUUACAUAUAGAAUGAACUAGCAGGCGACACAUGUCUUCCGGGGAAGACUUAAUACUGCGUAUUUUUUGUUAUUGUUUAAGUUUGACAUUUUUUUCUUACAUUAACGCUUGUUUUGAUUUGAUUUUUUAUUUUCCUGCGAUUGAAAAUGUAUCCAGUAUAAUUUAAUUAUUUUUUAUUGUAUUAUAAUUGGUUGUGCAAAUGCUUUAGACUCUGGUCAUAUACAAUUUAUAUCAUUUUUCUCUUUUGUCCCAAUUUUUGUAUUUCAUAGAGUAUGUUUAUAUUUUCUUUACCUGAUUAUGUAUCCAUCCUUUGAAAAUUUCAUGAUGGGCCCAGUUGUUAAGGGCAUUAAAAAUCUUACAAAAACUUGUUAUUGUGAAAUCUAUUUAAAGUUGAUACAUAAUUUUUUUGAGAUAUGAACUUUAAAUUUUAAUAAUUCGUACUUGUUUCCAAUUUGUCUAUUAUUUUCUCUGAAAUAAAUGGGCAAGACAA